Owenia fusiformis is the source of this 2027-nucleotide messenger RNA. The record is from the annotation of a GenBank genome assembly. NCBI's taxonomy places the organism in Eukaryota, Metazoa, Annelida, Polychaeta, Sabellida, Oweniidae.
UAUAUCUUAUACUGUGGUAUAAACGCAGCCACCUAAUCGAAAUGAACCGUGCCCAGCCACAUACCCCAACAGGGAGCUCCCAGCCUGUAUAUAGCACAGCGAGGCGCUUAUCCUUGGCCCCUCGACCUCGUAGAUCCCUACUUAGCUGGAGCUCCCAGGAAAGCCCUAUAGAACAUGAGGAAUUUCAAGACCAGGAUGAUGAUUGCUUUGACCACAAUGAAUAUGGCAGUGGUUCAGAAAGUAAAAAAGAUUCUCUGGAAAGUCUACCAGAAACAAAGGAGGUCACCAAAGCACCUGGCUACCCAGACUUCCCUGUGCAACCUUUCAAGAUCGGAAACAGUCUUCAAAAGCUGAGACAGGAAAACCUAGCAAAGAAACGUAGAGAGAGUUCCCCUAAGAUGCCAGAGCUUGCUGAAAAUGAAAACGAUGGAGACCCUAAAGCAGUUCAUGCUGAGCCUGAAGAUGAUAUUAAUGGAAAAAGUGAUGAUGCGGUGCAUGUGAAUGGGGAAUCCAGGGAAGGUCAGGAAAAUGGAUCUUCGUUCCCAAACUUGCCAAAUGCUUUUCUGAAGAAACUUGGUUUGAAUGGGGCAGACAAGGAAAAGAGUGCUGAACACCUGAAUGAUCAAGAACUGGAAGAGAAGUUUGUGGGAAUUUCCCUUGCGUUCAAAACAGAUCGACUCACUUUGGAAAAGAGGCUAGAGUUACAGGAACGACAGCGUAAUAUUGCAGAGGAAAAUAUAGAUCAAGAGCUUGAUGGACUUAAGGAAGCACUUAAGUCAUUACAUACAAUGUGUAUGGACAAUGAGAGUGUUCAGAUCUACCAGAGACUCCAACAUCACAUAGAAGUACUUGCUCAGACUACUAAUAGGAUGUCUAGUAGGGCAGAGGUCCUUGGGGCAGUACACCAAGAGAGACGUCUCAGCACUGCUAUUGAGGUUAUGGUUCAACAUACUGAGAACCUGAAGAGAUUGUACGAGAGAGAACACCAUGAACUGGAGGAGACAAGGAGGAUCCUACAGGAGAACAACCUCUAUACUCCUUCAACAAGCCCAGAUAUAGCAGGGGAAUACACCAUUGGAAAGAGGUCUAUGUCUGUGACAGGGGGAGCCACUAGUCUUAAGGGGACUAGAAGGCGUGCUAGCGUAGCGGUGGGUGCUUUAGGAAGACAGGCCAGUGUCUCAAAUGAUCCAAAAAGUCGAUUUCAGAACAUAGUAGCAUCUACCUCAGCAGGUAACAAGAACUCCAUCUUUAGUGUUGUGAGACGGGCUUCUAUGGCAGAUAAAGGAGACAAUAGUCCUACAGGACAGUCUGAACUGUCCCCCAUAUUAUCUAGUCCUACUCUAGAGAAAACACAGGAGCUCAACCACAAUGAUAUCAAGGAAUCCCUUCAGCCAGUAGUUGUUUCAAAUGGGCCUACGAGUGCCUCCAUUGCCACCAUAACAAGCUCAACUCUAGCUACCCCAAGUACCCAAGGUACAACUUUAGUGAGACGGUCGAUCACAUACUCCAAAGAUGGUUCUGAUAAAUCUACUGAUCAUAAACCCAAUGAAGAAGAAAUAUUUCAAAAAGGCUAUGAAGAGGGGAUUAAAGCCAAGGUGUCUCAAGAUCUAGAAGACUUGAGGGAACAACAAAAAGUAUUCUGUGAUACCCUAGAAGACCUCAUGGAUCAGAGUGAGAUAGCAGAGCAGAUGGAAGCUUGUGAGAGCAGAGAGACAUUUAUUGAGAAGGUCUUAAAGAUAAAACCAAGAGUUGAACUUAUUUACUCAAAGUUCAGUUGGGACAAAUCAGGGAAGCAAAUGCGCUAUUUUCUGGCAUGUAUAUUGUUUGGAUUAGCUGUACUAACUGUAUUGUUUACUUUGAUACCUGGUGUAGCUGCCACUGCCAGUAAUACAGAUACAUCAGUCGAGGAAAUGCCACAGCCUCAUAUUUCAGUCAGAAAUUAUCGUGCACCACCUAGUUAACCAUGCUAUCGCUCCAUUGUGUGGAAAAGCUUAUUAUAUUGCUGUUUGCUUUGAUACUUGGUGGAG